Molecule: messenger RNA, 738 nt
Organism: Agelaius phoeniceus (red-winged blackbird)
Lineage: Eukaryota; Metazoa; Chordata; Aves; Passeriformes; Icteridae
Gene: C10H2orf72
Product: chromosome 10 C2orf72 homolog
Source: RefSeq, a predicted model, not a curated record
AUGGCGGCGGCGGACCUGCAGGAGCUGCGGGCGCUGGUGGAGCGGGCAGGCGGCCGGCGGGCAGUACUGCUGGUGGCCGAGGUGGUGGAGGGGGCCCCGGGGGCGCCCGCGCUCGCCGCCUUCGCCCGCGACCUCCUGGACGACGAGGCGCCGCGCGCAGCGUGCCCGGUGCAGGUGCCGGGGCGCCGGGCGCGGCGCUCGCCGGGUGCCGGGAGCCGGGCGCUGGAAGCGCGGCUGCUGCUGGUGCUGUGCGGCGGCGGGGCGGCGCGGGACCGCGGGGCGCGUACUCGCCUGCGGGAGGUGGUGCGGGACGUGCGCGGCCGCCUGCCCGCGGGGCCGCCGCCCGCCGUCGUGGGCGUCCUGCUGCCCGGCGGGGACGGAGAGGACGCGGCGGUGCUGGACGCGGCGCUGCGGCAGCACUUCCCGGCGCCCGGCACGGUGCAGGCGGCCCGGUACAGCCCGGGCAGCCCCGGCGAUUGCCGUGCCGCCGCCUGCCGCGCCCUGCGGGCUGCCCUGCAGCACCCCGCAGAAGACACGAAAGAUAGGGAGAGGUGGAGGCUGCCAUCCUUCCUGCAGUGCAUUUCUUGGAAUCAGAGGAGCUGGAGAAAAGAUAACAAAGCAAAAGCUGAAAAGAAAAUUCAUGAAGAUGACCUGCAGGACCCUGAGGAAGAAGUGGCUCUGGCCAGCCUUUCCCCCAAUGGAAACUGUGAAGAAGCUGCUGGAGGCAUAGGCACCUAG